Messenger RNA from Chelonus insularis, 1736 nucleotides. Its product is annotated as forkhead box protein J1-A-like. The record is from RefSeq and is a predicted model, not a curated record. Gene Ontology annotation, cellular component: nucleus. Bases 316 to 1155 code for a protein of 279 amino acids. Gene Ontology annotation, biological process: regulation of transcription by RNA polymerase II. Gene Ontology annotation, molecular function: RNA polymerase II cis-regulatory region sequence-specific DNA binding; DNA-binding transcription factor activity, RNA polymerase II-specific. Lineage: Eukaryota; Metazoa; Arthropoda; Insecta; Hymenoptera; Braconidae. The transcript has 4 exons.
GCAGUAGACGUAAGCUCUUCUGCAUUUUUCUAUUCAAUUUAAUCGCUACUUUUUGAAAAAGAUUCUAAUCAAUCAUUGUCUAAUUUAUCAAAUUAUUUAUUUACAGUGGCUAAAGAAUAUUUUAAAAAAAAUUAAACAAUAAAAAGUGUAAAUUAAUCAUUAAUAAAAACGGAGGUGAACUAUAUAUAAAUUGUUAUUAAGUAGAGUGAGUACGAUAAAAGCAAGACUGAAAAUUUCAGUGAUACAUUGAAAAAAGAAUAGUUGAUAAAGUUGUUGAUCGAGUAUAAUUAAACGGGUUAUGAAAGACCAGAAAUCAUGAAAGCAGAGACGAGCUUCGCUGAAAGAUUAGCAGAUCAUGGCUCGACAUUGUCGACAACCAAUAAUGUUGUUGAAAAUACAGGAACAGAUGAUUUCGGAGUGGAAGCUGAAUUAACUAGUCUAUCUUGGUUACAAUCAUUGGAUAUCACAAGUGCAUCAAGUUUACCUACCCCGCCAUGUUCACCAUCUCCACCCCCAGUUGUACGACGCCCGCCCAAGAAGAUGUCUCCUCUUCUUAAAGCUGAACUUGAAUUGACAGAAAAUGCAGAAAAAUAUCAAACAGAUGCAGACACAAAGCCUCCUUUUUCAUAUGCUACAUUAAUAUGUCUUGCAAUGCGUGCAAAUAACAAUAAACUCACUUUAUCUAGCAUUUAUGCUUGGAUUCGAGAAAAUUUUAUCUAUUAUCGGCUUGCAGAUCCAGCUUGGCAGAACUCCAUUAGACACAAUCUUUCACUCAAUAAAUGCUUUGUCAAAUUACCACGUUCAAAAGAUGAACCAGGAAAAGGAGGUUUUUGGAAAUUGGAUUUGGAAAGGCUAGAAGAAGGAAAACGUACGAGAAGACGUACAUCAGCAUCUUUACGUAACGUAAACAAAGCAACAGCUGUAUCUCAUAAUGCAGCACUUAAAAAAGUCACCCCUGUACUUUAUGAGACUCCUCCAAGUAGUGUGUCUCCACCAAUUCCUGAUAGUUUACCUGAAGUGCCUGAAUCUACCCAUUUUAGUCUUGCUGAAGAUGAUUUCAAUGGUCUUUUGACUAACACUGAUGGAUGGGAUGAUAAUACACUCGAAAAUUUAUCUUUUUUAAAUCAACUUGAUUCUUUACUAAACUCUUUUUAAAUGUUAUCAAGGGAAAUAAUGAAGAAUGACUUUUCCGAAAAAAAUGGCAAAGUUUUUGAAUUUAUUUGGAAGUUAGAGUGCAUAAAAAAUUUUAAUGAUUAAAAAAAGAGAAAACAGAGACACGAAAGUAUAGUAAUUUUCAUCCGUUAGUUUAUAAUCAGAAUAAUAUAAAUUGGAUAUGUCAUCAAUCAAUAAAUGUAAUCAUGUGCCUUGGAGUUAGAGUGACCAUUAACUAAUAAGUAUGAUUAUUUGUAUAUUUACUUUUAUUUUAUUGCUAUGGAAUAAUAUACAAUUGUAAAUAUUUGCCAUUCGUCUCUUUUAGUCUUGAGAGAAGCUAUUGAGCAAUUUGAUCAAAAUACAGUAAUUAAAAAUUCAAAAUUAAUCAUUCUUGAGACGUAUAUGGAAAUAACAAACUUUAUUCUUUAUAUUGUAAAUUAAUAUAUACAUUAUUUAUCAUAGUAAUACCACAAUGAUUAACGUCAGUGAUAUAAUUUAUUUUGGGUGUGUGUUUUACGCUCUAAUUGCAAAAAGAUGCCUUUAAAUCAUCCGUCCAAUAACAAAACGUAGAAAUAUUUAUUUAU